AUGGAACCUCCUCACAGUGUGACCAUCAGUGUGGAUGCCUGGAGCUCCUGUACGGAGAGACUGGUCCUCGUGGGUGACGGGAUUCCACCCACGGGGGAUAGGGCCGUCGAUUCCUCCCAGCAUAGAGCUAUUGACGCCCAGCAAGACUCCCUGGUCUUCAUCCUGUUGGAGCCUAUUCCGACCAACUCUCUGCCCAAGAAGUUCUUGAAACUGAGGAGAUUGCUGAUGCAGCAGACGUACCUGGAGUGGCCCAUGGAUGAGCGAAAGCAGCAGGUGUUCUGGGUCAACCUCAGGUCUAUGCUACAGGUGGCGGACCACCGGAUCCUGAAGGAUAUGGCCCUAGAGUUAGCCCAAAGCGCUUCUCUGAUCCCAGACGAUUUGGAUCCUUUGUUAAAAUGA
Molecule: messenger RNA, 399 nt
Organism: Gadus chalcogrammus (walleye pollock)
Lineage: Eukaryota; Metazoa; Chordata; Actinopteri; Gadiformes; Gadidae
Product: toll-like receptor 2
Exons: 3
Coding region: 1-399 (132 amino acids)
Biological process (GO): inflammatory response; toll-like receptor signaling pathway; immune response
Cellular component (GO): membrane
Molecular function (GO): transmembrane signaling receptor activity
Source: RefSeq, a predicted model, not a curated record